GGGGUGCGAGAUACUGGCCAAGGCCGAGUGGAUGAACCCGGGGGGCUCCGUGAAAGACCGCGCGGCCAAGUACCUCAUCAUGGACGCCGAGAAGAAGGGGGCUCUCAAGCCGGGAGGCACCGUGGUGGAAGGGACGGCGGGUAACACCGGCAUCGGAUUGGCUCACAUGUGCCGCGCGAAGGGCUACAAGUGUGUGAUUUACAUCCCCGAGACGCAGAGCAAGGAGAAGAUGGACGCCCUGAGGGGUCUCGGGGCAGAGGUAAGGCCGGUGCCGGCCGUGCCGUACAAGGACGAGAUGAACUACAACCAUCAGGCGAAGCGCUGCGCCGAGGAAAUGGAGAACGCUGUGUGGGCCGAUCAGUUCGAUAACCCGGCCAACCAGCUCGCUCACUACGAAACCACCGGGCCGGAAAUUCUGGCACAAACGGGCGGGAAGAUCGACGCCUGGGUGGCGGCUGUCGGCACCGGUGGAACUCUGGCAGGCACGUCGCGGUUCUUGAAGGAAAACGUGCCGGGGAUCAAGUGCUUUGCGGCCGACCCGCCGGGGGCCUCGAUGUUCGCGUACUACACCAAGUUUGUGCUUCGGUCUGCAACGCUUGAUGUGAUAGCCGUACUGGCUCUGCUUCCAAGUUAGAUGCUUGUAAGGUUGAUAUACAUUGAUGGCUAGUGGAGGCAGUUCGCCCGUUAUUUAGCGACGCAGAGCGAUUGAAGUAAUUUUUUGAGCCUGGCGCCGCAAGUGCUUUGAUUUGGUGGCCCCAUGGAACAAUACCGCGCAUCGUCUGUUGUUCUUCUCGCGCUGUAUGGCUUGUUGUUGAUAUGCAUUGAUUGCUGUGUGUUGGCGGGAGACCUUGUUAUGUGUCUGGUUUUCCCCAGUGGAGUGAGGAGGCCGCGCACAGCUUGCCAGAUCUCAUCCCCGUAGUAGAGUAGUCAACCCUCCGUGCUCUCAACCGACGCCCAAAGCUGAGACUUCUAAAGUGACUCACGGCGAUUUUAAGCCAGACCCCCUCACGCCCCCCCUCUCUCGUCGUGUGGAAACAAUGCUCCAUCCUCUCAAGGGCACGAGAUCAAUUGUCCAACCGCUCGAGGCAUGCAAAACAUGAGUAAACCACCUCCCGCUGUUAUUUGUUGUGAUGGACUCCCGAAAAGGGCGAAAUGGAAAGGUCGGAAGGCGGCUCGAUCACGGAAGGGAUCGGGCAAGGAAGAGUGACCGGGAACCUGGCGACGUGCGAAGGGUUGAUCGAUGGGGCUUUCUUGGGGUCGUGCGUCUAGUGUAAGCAAGCGAAAGGUCUUGUCCACCCACGUUGUCUGGCGAUUGUUGCCCGGAAUCAUCUUCAGUUUCCGUGUUUCAACGCAUUUGUAGGGAAUGCUGGAUAUCGAUUCGCUGGGCGGUUAUCACGCGAGGACAACAAUAUUUACAGCAAGAAUGACCACGAUAGCAGAGCUCCAUUUCUCUGCACGGUUGUCUUGCGCGCGCGGGCUGCGUGUUUGACGACGACGUUGGCGACGUUGUUCGUUGACCAGAUCCCCGACGCGGAAACAAUCGCGAUGGUCUAUAACCUCUUGCACUACGAGGGCAUCUUCGUGGGAGCGUCUUCGGCGCUGAACAUGGUUGGGGCGGUCAAGACGGCGGAGGCUGUAGGGGCGGGCAAUACUGUAGGUGAGCAGCGUUCCUUGCAUGAUGAGUGCUGGUAUUUUCGGCUUGUGAUGGGGAAUGGUUUCACACAUAGGACAGAUCAGAUCGUUAUUGAUUGCCAUAGAUCAUUGCGGUCGGUCGGUCGCAGAUCACCCAAACCUAUAGCUAUAGAUCGAUCUGUUUUUGAUUCUUGAUCUAUAGGCACAAAUCGAUCCGAACCUAUCUGCCGCUCUUGAUCUAUAGUCCAUAGAUCAUCUGCGAUAUUUCCGGGUCUUUGAUCUAUAGACACAGAUAGGUCUGUACAUUGUCCGCCGCUCUUGAUCUAUAAUCCGUAGAUCAUUGGUCAUUUUUCCGAUUCUUGAUCUAUAGACGCAGAUAGCUCCGAACAUAUCUGCCGCUCUUGAUCUAUAAUCUAUGGAUCAUCGGUGAUAUUCCCGACUCUUUAUCUGUACACCACAGAUCAUCGGUGAUCUUUGCCGCUCUUUAUCUGUACACCACAGAUCAUCGGUGAUCCCUGCCGCUCUACAUCUGUAGACCACAGACCAUGCGGGUGGUCUUUCGGGCCGUGUGGCACGUGCCAUCUCAGCUUCUCGAGAGAGCUUUCCCACACCUUCCACACACCACACUGCUCCCACACACGCGAGAGGCCACGCGCGCCUAGGAUGGCAGACACGAGUGACGGCAGCCGCCUCGGCUGCAGACCAAGAGGUUAUGCCUGUGGACGGUGAUGAGAGCCCUAGCCCUCGGACGACUCGCCUUGUUCGAUGGUAUAAGACUAUCUGUCGUGAACUUCUAUUGACUUUCGGACCCUUCGGAUCCAUGUUUUCGUGCAUUGUACCUUCGUUGGGUACUUCAGCCCAUGAUAAUCGACGGCGUCAAGUGCUGUCGUGAGGGAAUGACUACAUAGUGCGGACAGAAGAAGUUACUGGGUAGAGAGAACGGAACAGUUCUAUAUUAAUGAGUGAAGACAGCAACACAUAUAUUGGCUCUUCAUCUGUAGGCCACAGGGCCAGAGAUCAUCUGUGGCAGUUUCAAGUGUUGAUCCAUAGAUUCGGAUAUAUGUGUUGAUCCGAAUGUGUUUGUCGCUCUUGAUCUAUAAUUCGUAGAUCAUCCGUGAUAUUUCCGACUCUUGAUCUAUAACCCAUGGAUCAUCUGUGAUCAUCUGUGAUAUUUCCUACUCUUGGAUUUAUAGACACAGAUUGAUCCGAACAUAUGUGCCGCUCUUGAUUUAUAAUCCAUGGAUCAUCUGUAAUAUUCCCGUUCUUGAUCUAUAGACACAGAUAGAUCUGUACAUUGUCUGCUGUACAUGAUCUAUAAUCCAUAGAUCAUCGAUGAUACCUGCGUGCUCCUGAUGUAUACUCCAUAGAUCAUCUGUGAUAGUUCCAACGCUUGAUCUAUGCACCAUAGAUCAUCUAGAUCAUGAUCUAUCCGACGUGUGAAUGGUUUUCCACAGAAUAUGAUUUAGUGUUGUGGGCGCAUAGACGUACCACUUUUCUAGCCGGUGGUGUUCAUGACACAACUGCUGUUGCGGUGCAUUGUUUUCCCGACAAACUGGAUUUGGUUAUGGGAACACAAAUAGUUCGGCCCUACGACCGUUGAAGCCACACUUGCAUUAAUAUGAGAUUAUAAUGAGUGCGUGAUUACCAUCAUGUUGCUAGAGGGCCUGGG
This is a messenger RNA of Ectocarpus sp. CCAP 1310/34, 3301 nucleotides long. Lineage: Eukaryota; Phaeophyceae; Ectocarpales; Ectocarpaceae. The record is from the annotation of a GenBank genome assembly.